Messenger RNA from Haliotis rufescens (red abalone), 1403 nucleotides. RefSeq lists its product as uncharacterized. The transcript has 3 exons. The record is from RefSeq and is a predicted model, not a curated record. Bases 7 to 1227 code for a protein of 406 amino acids. NCBI's taxonomy places the organism in Eukaryota, Metazoa, Mollusca, Gastropoda, Lepetellida, Haliotidae.
AUCAGAAUGGAGAAGGAUUUCCCAAAAGGUAAAUUCCAGCGUGCUGUCUUUGUCCUGGCAACUGUAGGAAUAAUCAUCUUAUUGAUGGUAGCCAGGACUUACCAUCCAGGGACAUUUUAUCUGCCAGCGAUAGAAACCUACUACAAACAUGGUACAUGUCCAAGUGUACUCGAAUAUAUGGUGGCUGGUUCGUGGGCAACACGUCCUAUCACACAGAAAGAAGAAGAUGAGAUUGAAGCCUUUUUACUACAAGGCCUCUACGCUGUAAACGGAAGUAAUAAUUUCGAACUGACGGAUAAAAGAUGCGGGAACCUGGGCUACUAUCCAUGGAAGUCAAGUGAGAGAAUGGCAGACUGGACUAGAGCAUUGUGUAACCCAAGGGGAAGUAACCCUUGUUGCUAUAACAACACGUGUCAGUUGAAAACAUUUGAAGAAUGUGUCUGUACGGACUGCUAUGACCUUCGACCUCAGUUACACGCUGAAUUUUCGAAAUGGAUCCCCAACGAUAACAGAUGUCAAGUGAAAACAUUUUCACCCACCGCUGCCUGUGAGCUGCUCCGGGGAGGCACCUAUCACUUCUAUGGGGACUCCAUUGUCAGAAUGGUGUUUCUAGCCCUCAUCAUCAUACUCAAGGGAGACAAUCAAUAUGGCGGACUUCGAUCCGAUGCACCUGCUGACAUUAAGAAAAUAUGUUACGGGAUGUAUGUCUUUCCAAACCGUAACUGUCGAGCGUAUCUGGACUACACUCCUAAACUCUGCAACGGGACGGUAUCAGUGCUCUUCCGUCAUUAUCCACAGAGUAACGACGUUCCUAAGAUGAGACAAGAUGUCAAACUGGUUCUUGGAAAACCAAAGUCUAUUAUCUUUUUUGGCGCUGGAUCAUGGCAACAAUUUGAUCAGCGAGCUAUGAAGAAAUAUUCCAUGGCUGUAAUCACCUUACUUAAGAAUGAAACCUGGCCAAAGUUGAUAUGGUCAGGUUUUCAUUAUUUUGGUCUCUGGCACAGACAAGUUGUAUCAACUUCAGACAAUGAACACGCUGAACCCUUCAACAGAUAUAUGGAGGACCUGGUGGGGGCGUUCAAUGUACCCGUGUUUGAUACCUUCAACAUGACUAAAGGAGUGAGGAGCGUGGAUGGUGUGCACUACGGCCCUGGGGUCAACUUUGUUAAAGCUCAGAUAUUCUUGAAUUAUAUUUUAGAAUUACAACGUCACGCAAUAUGGACUUGAUAAACAUGUUGUACGCAUGCCUCGAGUAUUCGAGUCCUAAUGUUUUUCGAGUUAUAAGAAGCUCAAAGUUACACUGCAAAGACGAAAACGUCGUUUCUUUCCGUAUAUGGUCAUUGGACGGAAAAAAAACGAAGCUUACUCGGAGAGAACGAUUUCAUCAAUCAGCAGCGUCUACG